This is a messenger RNA of Oryza brachyantha (malo sina), 418 nucleotides long. RefSeq lists its product as uncharacterized. The record is from RefSeq and is a predicted model, not a curated record. NCBI's taxonomy places the organism in Eukaryota, Viridiplantae, Streptophyta, Magnoliopsida, Poales, Poaceae. Bases 86 to 328 code for a protein of 80 amino acids. The transcript has a single exon.
UGAACCGUGAAAAAAAUGCAGAGACGACAAUAUUUAUUCAGCAAAACGAGAGUCUGAAAUUUUGAGAGGGGAGAAGAGGCGGGCAAUGGCGACGGCGACGACGACGGACUGGGGGCCGAUCAUCGCGGCGGUGGUGCUGUUCAUCCUGCUGUCGCCGGGGUUCCUGUUCCAGCUGCCGGCGAGGGCGAGGGUGGUGGAGCUGGGCAACAUGGGCACCAGCGGCCUCUCCAUCCUCGUCCACGCCAUCCUCUACUUCUGCGUACUCACCAUCGUCGUCGUCGCCAUCGGCGUCCACGUCUACUCCGCCAAACCAGAUCCGAUCGAUUAACAUAUCGUAGUACGUACAUAUAAGCAUGCAUGUUUCUAGUGAGCCAAGUGUAGUAGAUAUGGGCGUAUAUAUUUUUAUUGUGUUCUACUC